This is a messenger RNA of Alternaria viburni, 7941 nucleotides long. RefSeq lists its product as uncharacterized. Gene Ontology annotation, cellular component: cytosol. The coding region runs from base 1 to 7941 and encodes 2646 amino acids. Gene Ontology annotation, biological process: cellular response to amino acid starvation; regulation of translation. NCBI's taxonomy places the organism in Eukaryota, Fungi, Ascomycota, Dothideomycetes, Pleosporales, Pleosporaceae. The record is from RefSeq and is a predicted model, not a curated record. The transcript is spliced from 6 exons. Gene Ontology annotation, molecular function: protein kinase regulator activity.
AUGGCUGUGAAUGGGGACGCUGAGUCGCGGGCAAUCCACCGCGACGAGCUGCGGCCGAAGCUCAUAACGAGCUCCACCAAGCGCCGCGUCAACGAGCUCUCGGGGCUGCAGACCAAGGUCGCAGACGACUCCCUCGUCACUGCCGACCUCCAAGCGCUCCUCGAACUCCUCUUCGAAACAUAUCCGCUAUACGACGACCGCGAAUCACGCCGCGCGGUCGAGGGCGUCCUCAAGUCGCUGGUGAACGGACCCCAUGGCGACAAAGUGCUGCCCCCGGUGGUCAAGUUCUUGACGCAGGAAUGCUCCAAGAAGGCCAUUGCGCACGCCAAUGCCUUUGUGCUCAACGACUGGUGUUCGGUGCUGCUGCUGCAGUUUGCAAAGUCGCCUGAACAGUGGGCCAAGCUCGGCCUGGAUGUGGCGCUGGCAAAUGCGCGCGUACUCGAGACGUGCGUGAGCGCUGGGGGCGACCGGCGAGCUGGCCGCCUCUCCAUAGCGGCUCUCGUUUCGACGCGCCGGGCCCUGCGCGCCAUCUUCCGCUCCGAGGCAAUUGGCAACGACGCCCUCGACAAACUCGUCACGAACCUCACUGCAAAGGGCAGCGCGCCCACAGCUGGAAAUGCUGUCUUCCUCGGCGUCAUCGCUGGCGUCUCAUCCCGUCUACCGACCGUCAAGCCGCUCCUCGAAGGCCGCAAACAAGACUACUACACCUACUACACACGAGAGAUUGUCGGAUCAAGGAGCCAGCUGCCGGACCACAUCUCCAAUGCGUUACACGAUUUCUUCGACAGCUUCCCUACUCUGGAGGAGCUGCGAAAGGAUGUCAUACCACCCAUUGAAAAGGCCUUGCUGAGAGCACCUGAAGUAGUACUGAACGACAUUGUCUCACCCAUGUUCCUGGCCCUCCCCGAAUCUAUGGAUCUCUCCGAUAUUUUGCUAGGAAACAUGCUGAAGCCGCUGCUUUCCAAUGUCAAAUCGAGCAAUGCUGCCAUUCGCGCAGGCGCUUUGCGAACAUUCAAAGCGUUGGCUUCGAGAUCAAAAGAUGAUGCCAAGAUUGACAAGGUCGCAGACGAAGUGCUUACUCCUUUGAAGCAAGGCAAAGUUUCCGGUGCUGACCAGAAGGUCCUUCAUGCUCAGAUGCUCUCAGCGCUACCAGCGUCAAUAGCCCUAGCAAAGAAGAUCCCAGCAGGUAUCGCUCCGGUAGCCUUGAAGGAGCCGAGUGAGCCAGCUGUCGUAGCUGAAGUGUCCGCAAUUACAACCCACCUGAACUUUGGUCUAGCGAACGGAGGUGCUCUUGACAAGGCCGUCUCAGAUGCCUUCAUUAAGGGCAUGGCCGAUAAACGCGUACCCGUCAAGAAGCUUUGGGCAAUCCGCGCAGCAGACCUUUGGUGGAAUCUGUCCGAUGAACAGCAAGCUCAACCCGACGUACUUGCGUUCUGCCAAACAACUCUGCCGAAGCUCGUUGAGAUCUGGCAGGAAGUUAAUGCAAACCCGCUGCCUGCGACCCAGAGUGGCUUGAUCACGGUAGGACACUACACUGUCGCGCUCCUCAUCGAUAGAGUACAGAACAUGAAGGACGAGAAGUUGGGAUCCAUCUAUAAGAAAUCUGAUGUCAUCUCGCAGUCGCUCGCCACCCAACCAAAGCCUUCCAUCCUUCUCAAUCCCAAAGUGUAUUCGAAAUUGUCUUCAGAAGAGGACGUUUCCCUUGCACUACGCGCCUUGAAGGCCAUUGCGCCAGACGUUACACAAGCUUCCAAAGAAGUCGCAGAUGCAUGGGCACAGGCGUUCAUCUUCCUCAUCGUCGCUCCCAGCGUCUCCGCCAAGGCGAAGGCGGCUGCUAAGCAGGCUUUGACACAAGCAUAUCUUCAAACCUCGCCCGAGAAGAUCAGCAACAUCACAAUAGAAGGAUUGUGGUCGUGGUAUAGGUCGAGUGAACAGGAAGAUAAGGAGAGCGCUGCGUUCGCAUCCAAGGCAGGUUCAGCUGAGCUUGGCGCUGUAUUGAGCUGCAUAUGUCUGCCUGCAGAGACAGUGAAGAAAGAGAACGCAAGUGUGGACAUUGUGGCUCUACAACAACAGGCCAUGCGUCUCGUUGUAUUGGCACGAAAAGAGAUUAUGCCAAGAGUGUCUUGGAUUGAUCUGUGCCUUCGCAUGGGUGUAGAUCCCGGACAGGUCGUCCGGGAUAACUUGCAAGACUUUGUGAGCACUAUUAACGAAGCAACAGAGAACAAAGACAAUGAGAAACUACCCGCCAUCGAUGCAGCAGCCUACAGCGCUUACACCGACAUGGCUUUCGUAGCGCCAGAGGCCGCUCUGCCGGCAGUGGUCAAGCAGUUCAGUCAAGACCUCGAUCCAAAGCAGAUGGAAUCUGUAGGACCGACCGAAGCAGCCAUCUUCCGUACACCAGAGGGCACAGCGUAUAUCGACGUCCUUUCGAAGAAAGCACCUGUGGUAAUCGACAAGAACACGAAAGACUACGAUACCCUGAAGUGGGAAGAAGAGCUACGAGCACAGCUUGCACAAAAGAAGGGCCAAGCCAAGAAGCUGAGCGCAGACGACCAAGCCAAGGUCAACGCCCAGCUGGCUAAAGAGUCCGCUAUCAGGAAAGAAGUGACUGGCACAGAGCACAGAAUGAGGCGAGGUGUGGGCAUCAUCCGGAGUCUCGCUACCGGACCUCCGACAGAGGCGGAGCAAUGGAUGGGACCUGCCGUGGAUCUCUUGAUCCAAGCCAUUCGUGCUGGUGCUGGUCUUCUGCUGGGAGACGUUCCAGCGACUGCUUUGAUCUCGUGCUCCGAGCGGGUAUCCAACCGUCUGGGCAUGAUGCGACCAUUCAUUGGCGUAGCAGUACUGCGAACAAUCGGUUCUAUACAGCUUGCUAGCGAGUAUGAAGACGAGGAUCUUGGCGAAAAGGGUGGUAUUGGCAAGUCUGCGCCCGAAGAAGCUGACGAGCAGCUGAUCCUGGCUAUCGAAGUGCUGACUUUCCACACCAACUCCUGUACUGACCCUCGUCUCCCCCGCAAAGCCUUACUGGAGAUUCUGGUAUGGUCCAUGCAGAAAUACCAGCAGCAUUACAAGAUAAUCAAGGACUGCGUGACCAAUCUCGCUAGCGGACUGGCCCCCAAUAUCACUAACGAUGAGCUGGGCGCCUUGCUGCGUGGUACCAUCGUGCCGGAAACUGGUGUCCGAACCGCGGUUUUGCAAGCCAUUGACGCUGAACUCGACAUGAACGACCUCACCUUCAGUGAAGAGAUCUUCAUCGCUUGUCACGAUGAUGAGUCUGAGAAUGCUGAGCUGGCCCGAACAAUUUGGGACGAAAACGACCUAGAGCUUAAAGCAGAUGCUGGCGUACAGAUGUUGCCUUACCUGGACUCUCUCGACAAGCCACUCAGAAGGGCAACCGCACGAGCUAUUGGCGAAGUCAUUACCAAAUUCCCGGACACGUUUGGCGAUAUUCUACGGAGAUUGCGCGAGACCUACGCCGAAAAAGCCAAGCCACGCGUCCCGGAGCGUGAUGAGUACGGCAUGCCACGAAAGGUCGAUCUUCGCGACCCUUGGGAGAGUAGAGACGGUAUUGCGCUUGCCUUCAAGGAGAUGACACCAGGUUUCAAGCCCGAUGACCUUGUAGACUUCUUAAACUUCCUGAUCUACGAGGGCCCCUUGGGAGACCGAAGUCCCGCGGUCAGAGAUGAGUUGAUCGAAGCUGCGACUUCAGUCAUCACCGUCAAAGCGCAAACCAAGGUCGAGCCUCUCAUGGAACUAUUCGAGAACGCUCUUGAAGCCCCUGAUCGAAAGUCGGAGAUGUACGAUCAAGUCAACGAAGCAGUCAUCAUUCUUUAUGGUGCACUGGGUCGUCAUCUUGCGGCUGGCGAUGAGCGCGUUCCAAAGGUCGUACAGAGACUUUUGGCAACUCUCAGUACGCCUUCCGAGACAGUGCAAUACGCCGUUGCCCAAUGUCUGCCACCGCUGGUCCGUACUUCCGAGCAAGAGGUGUCGAAUUACAUCAAUCAGAUGAUGGAUCAACUACUCACUUCAAAGAAGUAUGCUUCGCGUCGCGGUGCUGCCUAUGGUCUGGCGGGUGUCGUACGCGGUAAGGGUCUGGGUCUGCUCAAAGAACAUCGGAUCAUGUCCACCCUCAAAGGAGCUAGCGAGAACAAGAAAGACAUAAACCAAAGGCAGGGAGUAUACCUGGCAUACGAGCUCUUCUCGCUGAUCCUCGGUCGCUUGUUCGAACCAUAUGUCAUCCAGCUAGUGCCUCAAUUGCUUGCUGGAUUCGGCGAUACCAGUGCAGACGUCCGAGAAGCCUGUCUCGAUGCUGCCAAGACUUGCUUCUCCACGCUCAGUUCCUUUGGUGUCAAACAGGUUCUACCAAUCCUCUUGGAAGGUCUUGAUGAGGAUCAGUGGCGUAGUAAGAAGGGUGCUUGUGACUCUUUGGGAGCCAUGGCAUAUCUCGAUCCUAACCAGCUGGCUCUUAGCUUGCCCGAUAUCAUUCCACCCCUCACCGUUGUGUUGACAGACAGCCACAAAGAAGUCCGAUCUUCAGCAAACCGAAGUUUGCAGCGCUUCGGUGAAGUCAUCAGCAAUCCUGAGAUCAAGAGCGUCGUCAACAUCAUCUUGAAGGCUCUCAGCGACCCGACAAAGUACACAGACGAUGCCCUCGAUGCUCUGAUCAAGAUCCAGUUCGCACAUUUCCUCGAUGCGCCUUCUCUCGCUCUCGUUGUGCGAAUUCUGGAGCGUGGUUUGGGCGAUCGCUCUGGAACCAAGCGGAAGUCCUCACAAAUCAUCGGCAGCUUGGCAUACCUCUCAGAAAGGAAGGACCUCACCUCCCAUCUGCCAAUCUUGGUCGCUGGACUACGGGUUGCGAUCGUGGACCCUGUACCGGCUACACGUGCUACCGCCUCAAAAGCGCUCGGUUCGCUCGUCGAAAAGCUUGGAGAGGAUGCGCUGCCAGAUCUUAUUCCAAGUCUCAUGUCUACGCUCAAGUCCGACACGGGUGCAGGAGAUCGACUUGGUUCUGCCCAAGCUCUGUCAGAAGUUCUUGCAGGUCUUGGAACAGGACGCCUGGAAGAGACACUGCCAAGCAUCCUGCAAAACGUGGCCAGCAGCAGAGCUUCUGUGCGCGAAGGUUUCAUGUCUCUGUUCAUCUUCUUGCCAGUUUGCUUCGGAAACAGUUUCGCCAACUACCUCAGCAAGAUCAUUCCUCCCAUUCUCGGCGGUCUUGCGGACGAAGUGGAAUCGAUCCGAGAAACUGCCCUGCGAGCUGGUCGUCUCUUGGUCAAGAACUUUGCCACCAAGGCAAUCGACCUGCUACUACCAGAGCUUGAGAGGGGUCUCGCAGACGACAGCUACAGGAUUCGUCUCAGUUCCGUGGAGCUUGUGGGAGAUUUACUGUUCAACCUCACAGGUAUCAGCGGCAAGGUGGAAGAGGAAGAGGUCGAAGAGGGCGCGAAAGAGGCUGGUCAAUCGCUACUCGAAGUCCUCGGAGAAGAAAAGCGCAACAAGGUCCUGUCUGCUCUAUACAUUUGCAGAUUCGACACGUCUGGCCUUGUACGAACAGCCUCCAUCAACGUAUGGAAGGCAUUGGUGGCCAGUCCUCGUACUCUGCGCGAGCUUAUUCCUACGCUUACUCAACUUCUCAUCCGCCGUCUGGCAAGCUCAAACAUGGAGCAGAAGGUCAUCGCCGGAAACGCGCUGGGAGAGCUCAUUCGCAAAGCUGGAGACGGUGUACUUGCUACGUUGUUGCCCACCCUCGAGGAAGGUCUACAUACCACCGAUACAGACGCCAAGCAGGGUAUCUGCAUCGCCCUUCGCGAAAUCAUCGCAGCUGCUUCGCCAGAGCAACUUGAGGACUACGAGAAGACUCUUAUCCAAGUUGUACGGACUGCUCUGGUGGAUCCCAACGCGGAUGUGCGAGAAGCAGCGGCGGAAGCCUUCGACGCUCUACAACAAAUCUUUGGCAAGAGGGCUGUCGACCAGGUCCUACCUUACCUGCUCAAUCUUCUGCGUUCGGACGACGAUGCGCAAAACGCCCUAUCAGCGCUUCUCACCCUCCUCACAGAUCAACAACGAUCAAACAUCAUUCUACCAAAUCUCCUACCAACACUUCUCACUUCGCCUAUGACUGCCUUCAAUGCCCGCGCUAUUGCAUCGUUGGCUGAGGUGGCAAGCUCCGCUAUGACCCGACGACUGCCCAACAUCCUCAACACCAUCAUGGACAAUGUCAUCGCUUCCAAGGACGAAGAGCUCCGGUCAGAACUCGAGACGUCGUUUGACAAGGUACUCCUAUCCGUGGAUGAGUUCGAUGGUCUUAAUACGGCCAUGAGCGUCAUGCUUGCCUUGUCGAAACAUGACGAUGAGCGGAGACGCGCACGUGCCGAUAUUCACCUGGCUAAAUUCUUCGCAGAGGCAGACGUUGAUUUCUCAAGAUACUACCCUGACCUCAUACGGGCACUUCUCAUCUCCUUUGGCGACAGUGAUACGGAAGUUGUCAAGGCUGCAUGGACUGCCCUCAGCACCCUUACAAGCAAACGUCUGCGAAAGGAAGAAAUGGAAUCACUAGUCAUCUCUACUCGUCAGACACUCAACCAAGUCGGUGUUGCUGGUGCAGACCUCCCUGGAUUCUCACUCCCCAAGGGUAUCAACGCCAUCCUGCCUAUUUUCCUGCAGGGUCUCAUGAACGGAUCAGUGGACCAGAGAACUCAAGCUGCGCUGGCCAUCUCCGACGUCAUCGACCGCACCAGCGCGAAGUCACUCCAGCCGUUUGUUACUCAGAUUACAGGACCCCUCAUUCGUGUGGUCACAGAGCGCUCUGUCGAGGUGAAGGCAGCUAUUCUGCUCACACUCAACAACCUGCUAGAGAAGAUCCCGACCUUCCUCAAGCCCUUCUUGCCCCAACUCCAGCGCACAUUCGCCAAGUCGCUUGCCGAUACAUCGUCGGAUGUGUUGCGAGCGCGAGCAGCCAAGGCUCUUGGUACAUUGAUCAAGCUUACACCAAGGGUGGACCCACUCAUCGCUGAGUUGGUGACGGGAUCCAAGACGAGCGACGAAAACGUCAAGACGGCUAUGCUGAAGGCCUUGUUUGAGGUGGUAAGCAAGGCAGGCAAGAACAUGAGCGAAGCAAGCAGGAACGCCAUCCUAGGUCUCAUCGACAACGAGAGCGAUGAUUCUAAUGAUGCAAUGGCGAUUACAAACGCACGACUUCUGGGUGCCCUCAUCAGCUGCCUUCCAGAAGAUGUCGCGUCCAGUCUUCUCAAGGCUCGCGUGCUUACGACACACUACAACAAAUCUUCUGUACUGGCGCUCAAUGCCAUUCUGCUAGAUGCUCCCGAGGCUCUGACAGAAUCGUUUGCAGACGAGACUGUGAAUGUCAUCUGCCAGGGUGUUGGACAUUCGCAACCGUUCAUCUCGGAUAACUCGAUCCUCGCCGCUGGCAAAUACCUUCUAUCAGAGAAGAGCAGCAAGAGCUUUGACCACACCAAGCCAAUCUUCGAGGCCCUUGCCCCAGUAGUCGAACCCGGUCAUCCCGUCGAUACGAGGCGUUUAGCGCUUGUGGUGCUUCGCACAGUUGCGCGAGAGCACAACGAGCUGAUCCGUCCGCACAUCCCGCUCCUCAUACCGGUGGUCUUCGCGUCGGUGCGCGACCCGGUGAUCCCAGUCAAGCUGUCGGCUGAAGCGGCGUUCCUUGCCAUCUUCUCGGUGGUGGACGAAGAGACGGCCGUAUUCGACAAGUACAUGGCUGGACCUGGCAAGAGCCUGUCUGCUGGUCAACAGCGCAGCAUGGGCGACUACUUCAAGAGGGUUGCCAUGAGGCUAGCUGGGCAAGCCAGGGAGAGGAAGGAGGCCGAAGGUGGAGCAGGCGGUCUCGGCUUGUCGAGCGACGAGAUGGAAGAUGAGCGAGAGAUUUGGAGCGUAGGGAAAGUGGAGUUGGGAGAUGUGUUUGGUGAAAACUAG